UAUGCACAGCCUUUGCGGAGUGUGCUCGUGGUACCUCUCGUGCGAGUAGUUUUCGGCUUCAUCCGAAGAGCUGUUUACAAUUUCACAUUGUCCUUCUGACAAGCAAAUCGCGAGUUGAGGGGGGAAAAUUCGCAGCAUACAAUUGCCACCCUUCCGGAGCGUGUAUGAGUGUGCUGUAGUCGUGUAUUGUUUGUUCUUGUGAGCUUCGGUGGCACUCUAGAGGAGGAAGUACAUCGACUACAGAAUCCAAACCCACAGAAGACGAAGAAGAAGAAUCACAAAAAAAAAAUCCGUGGCAUUUUAGGCACCCGAGAGUGAAGUGAGCUCACAAGGCGAAAUAAUUGAAGCACAAGUGAAGUUGGCGCUAUUUCUUCUGGUGGAAGUGCAUCGCGCUUGCAGUGACAUUUCGUUUCGCGAGCACUGGCGCGUGCAACCAAGUCGUCGCGGUGGAAUGAAGGAAAGCGCAAGCCUGUAAAAGUAUGCUGAGCUUGGUCACAGUUGAGUAACAACUGCAUGCGGUUCCAUUCGGCUCCAGCGAGAGACAAUCUGCCUGUAGGGUGUACAUGAAAGUGAAAUUAUCUGCACUUGCGCCAUCAAGGUCGAGUGUCAACUUGCGACAGUUGCUCGUGGGAGUCGUCGAUUUUUUGAGUCACCGAAAAGGUAAUAAAGUGGGGAAGAGACCCCUACCAAGACGAACGUUGUGCCCUUCGCAAGGUAUUCGGAUUUUCGCACGAACCAGGUGAUGUAAGUCCCACGACAGAAGUUGAUUAUUUUUCCCACAACAAGACCGGGUCUAAAGAAACAAAAACACAAAAUUCAAAGCUCCCCCAUUGACUGUUUGCCAUUUUCCAAGAAGAUCAGUUCAAAAAGUCGUCGGUCACGCAUCUUGCGCUAUCAAAUGUCAGCCCAGGAUCGUAAAAUUACAAAAUUGCGCUCGUUUAUUGAAUCAUCGACAGCAAUCGUAGUUUUGUGAUCGAUACCGAACACCACAAAAGUUCAUAAUUCAUAAGGCGUGCAAUAGCAAAAAAGCACGCCGAUGAAAAACUAGAGGGUGAAAAAUUGCACAUUGUUGAGAAAAUCGCGUGAAGAGACCACAGAAAGCGAAUCCAACGGAAAACACGAGUUACUUGCAGUUUGAAAAAAAUUUAAGCAAAAAAUCCUCACCGAAAGAGAGAGAGAGAUUGUGUGUGUGCUUUGUGCUGACGAAGAAAGAGGUCAAAACAGAAGAAACACCGAAGACGACGUCGAGCAACGCCGAGGACGACGACGAUCGCUGGAAUUACCCGGCAACCCAUCUCAGCAACGACGACACAAUCGAAGAAACGAAAUUAGAAAAACAACACAGAAUCGUCAAGCAUGAGCUUUAACACAACGACGGUUAUGCAGGUAACACCAUCAGAUUUGAGACACCUUUACCCACCCGGUGCUAUGAAGAUGGCCAACGAAUGGGAGAAGCCCUCCCGCAGAACGCUAGACUUCCUAUCCGGUGGUCCUGACGGUGGUAGUAGUAGCAGUGCGAGUUCUCCGCACUCCAGCCUUCAGCACAUCCCGGCGUACAACUAUUUCGAUAGUGCCACCCAACACCAUCAACUGCACUAUCAACCAAAAACCUACAGUAGCAAUAAGAGAUCCACCACCAGCGCCACCAAAGCAGCGGACCGGAACUACCGCCACAAGAUGAUGGAACGGGCUGCCUAUGCCAACCGUAGCUUUAUGCAUCACAACGAGUACGAUCCAACAGGCUACUCGUAUCAGCAGCAGCAGCAGCAGCACCAUCAACAGUCGUCAUUUCAGCGUAGCGGCGCUGGUCAUGGGGGUGGUUUUGUGUUCGAAACAUCACAUUAUCCGAUCGAUCAGGACGAUCGCAAGGCCGAUCGACGACGUCAUAGUAUGCACCAUAUUGUCCAGUUGAGUGUUUCGAAAAUGGAUGACUUGAAGCAACGCUUCGAUGAGUACAGUUCGUCCGCUGCCGUUGGCAGGGGUGGCAGUGGUGGCGUUGGCGGAGGUGUUGGCGGAAGUAGACGUCCAAGUCCGAGACAACAGAACGGUGGCAGCCAGUUCGUCUUUGGUGGGGGUAGACUUGCCUACAGCGGUAGCAAAAGUUUGGACACCUAUGAACGUACAACUCCAACUGAGAACGGCGGCGGUGGUAGGCAGAAAGGCACCAGUGCGAAAACACCAAAACGUGGCUCAAGGUCGUCGCAAGGAUCGACGGACAGUAGUCAUAGUUCUCAUAGCGCGUCAUCCGGCUCGCUACUGUUGACAGUAGCGAACUUGGAGAACUUUGCCAAAAUCCACAAGAAGCAGGAUUCCAGCUACGGCACCAGCAAAGCAAUGGAGGAAUACCUGUCGUCGACGGUUGGGAUCGUACCGACGGCGGCCAUCCUGGACGCCGUAGGCAGUAAGUACAACAGUAAUAUCACAAUGAAGCACGCCCGUCCGGAGGACAUCCAACAGGCAACGGAGCAACCGAUCAGUGCGGCGGCCAUCAUCUCCAUCGAGGAAAUCCAUUCGGAUUCGGCUCAGCAGUCGCCGUCGGAUGAGGAAAUGCAAGCGCAUCGCCACUCGCUGCCGUCGUUCCAUCGAUCAGCGAAAACCAAAGAUCCGGAUUCGGUAUCAAUGGCCAGUUCAACGCAUUUCACCAUGGUCAACGGGGUGGGUGGACCGCAGCGGCUGCCCAAGAGCGGAAUCUGCUCCCGAGGGCACCAGAUCACGAUACUGAUCAUGACGAUGAGCAUCGUCUUCAUGGUUGGAAUCUGCGCGGCUGUGUUCUUCCUUGAAAUGCGUGCCAGAGAAAUGCCCAGAUGAUGAGACCUGGAAGGGCACACCACGCAAGGAGGAACCUCCAAAAUGCUAAUCACCGAAUUCGGAACAACGUAAAAAACGCUAUUAAAGGAAAUCUUCCUUCCUGAUAAACAACCACAACAGACACACGUGUAGCCAUAUUCAAACCUACAUUUAAGAUUUAAGCGAAGCGAAACAACAAGAAGGCGUCCAUCAGCAUCAACCUUGACGACGCGAUGCCUUACCUAGAGUUGUUCUAACUUAUAAGCAUUCCUAGCAAAACCUUAUUAGACCCACACACACGUGAGCCUCAGUCCUAAUUACCACUAUUUAUUACAUCAACUGGACAAUUGCGACCGCUAUCCCAGAACACCAGCACCCCGUGGACUAACAUUAGUGAACGGGAGGCAGCAAUACAAGCAAAACAUAGAAAUACAAUGUGAUUGAUAGUCAAUCAUUGAUACAAUCAAAGACAACGACAACAGUGAAAAAGGCCUCACACGGGAAGACAUGAUUUCAUGCGUAUUCGGAAGUUCACAUUUCCAGAAUGGAGAUACAAAUCUCCCAGACUACGGAUCUACUGAUUGGACCCUCCAAGAUCACCUGGGUAUUACCAAUAGGAUCACUUGAAAGAAUCGCCCAUUACAUAGGAAGUAUUAUUAGCACUGAGAAUCUAUCGGAUCUGUAAGCCACCUGUCGGGUUCAAUUGCAACAGGGUUGACCAUAGAUAACUGACGGUGUCAGAAUUUUAUGUGAAUAAAAACCAACGGAAGGAAAAAUCAAACUUUUAUUAGAAUUAAACGAAGCAUGUAACAAAUUCCAUUUUCCGCCCAUUUUUGUAGAAUGGCCGUCUUCCAUCCUUAUAAGUAGAGGGCAGUUAUCGUGGUCCACCCUGUAACACGAGUCUCGUCAAUAUGAACCCAAUUCUAUCACUAUUCUAGCUUAAAUAUACUUCGACACUGAUCCUUCUAUCUCCCUCCAACAAAAUACGCUAUUACAUUAUUAUUUUUUCUGUGAUAUUUAUUAACUUAUUUAAAUUAUGGCACAGCAUGUGUAAGAUCAAUAAAACUAAAAAUGAAA
Molecule: messenger RNA, 3864 nt
Organism: Ochlerotatus camptorhynchus
Lineage: Eukaryota; Metazoa; Arthropoda; Insecta; Diptera; Culicidae
Exons: 5
Coding region: 1357-2808 (483 amino acids)
Source: RefSeq, a predicted model, not a curated record